Messenger RNA from Spodoptera exigua (beet armyworm), 447 nucleotides. Lineage: Eukaryota; Metazoa; Arthropoda; Insecta; Lepidoptera; Noctuidae. The record is from the annotation of a GenBank genome assembly.
AUGGGAUUGGUCGGCAAACAAGCUUUUGAAUUACCUGAUGGUAAGCAACCGGCGCCGCCAUGGACACUCGCAAAGUUACGACGCUUCGAAUGGGUGGUCGUCCGCCCCAUAGAUCCAGGGGAGGUGGUGACCCUUCACCUGUUGACUCGAGUCCGUUGGGGCGCGCCCCGAGUACUCGGCGUCUACCGCCUCGGCCUUCAGAUUGUGGUCACAGAUGGCCAAAUAUCCGUAACAGACACACUCGUCGAUGAAAGAAACAAACCAGUACCGGUCGGCAAACGAGCAGUCGAAUUACUUGAUGGUAAGCAAUCAGCGCCGCCCAUGGACACUAGCAACGGUACAGUUACGAGCUUGGUGAGUGACGACGGCACGACACGACAGGGUAAAAUAAUAAUUAUUCCGCGCGUGCCUCAAAGAGACUAUGGACUACCACAGACGGGGCCCUAG